Molecule: messenger RNA, 1205 nt
Organism: Elgaria multicarinata webbii
Lineage: Eukaryota; Metazoa; Chordata; Lepidosauria; Squamata; Anguidae
Gene: BNIPL
Product: BCL2 interacting protein like
Exons: 11
Coding region: 83-1141 (352 amino acids)
Biological process (GO): apoptotic process
Cellular component (GO): cytoplasm
Source: RefSeq, a predicted model, not a curated record
AUCCCAGUAUUUCCAUUGGUCUUUUGGGCUUCUAAAAGGAGCUGAGUAGAGACACAGCAGAUUCUGGAUUUUUCAGCCCCAGAUGGGGUCCUACGUAGGAGAUAAUGCCGCCCUCCAACCUGAAAGGCUUAAGAAGGAAGCGGAGAAAGCUGCGUCCGCUGAGCGGGGAGACGAGCCCGUCAACAUCAAGGACAUGGAGAUGAAAGAGGAGUGGCAGGACGACGAAUUCCCCCGGCCCCUGCCUGAAGAAAUCUCCGAGGAGGACCUGGACGAAUCCAUUUUGGAACUUAGCCCAGUGGCCCCAAACACGCUGGAGCUGUGCGGCCGCCGGCACAUGAGGAAACGCCUCCCGGCCCCCGAUCUCGGCGAGGGGUCGGUGAAAUCCGGAGAGUUUCCAGAAAGCACGCCGGACGGCAGCCUGGAUAUCAACGUGGACGAGCUGGAGACGCCGUCUGACAGCGAGCUGCAGGAGGGAUCCGAGAACGGACACGGGUUCGAGUGGGAAGAUGAUCUCCCCAGGGCCCGGCGGGUGGACGGCAACCUCCCGGAGAAAUUUUGCACGGGCCGUGUGGUGGACGUCCAGGGUCAGGACGGACGGAAGUGGCGGAUCUUCCUGACGGACGAGCGGGAGCAGAAAGUGGAUCUGGGCGCCAUCGAACCCUACAAGAAGGUAAUCUCCCACGGAGGGUAUUACGGUGAAGGCCUGAAUGCCAUCGUCAUGUUUGCUCCGUGUUACCUCCCGGACAGCACAAUCCCAGAUUAUCCGUAUGUCAUGGGUAACCUCUUCAGGUACAUAAUCGGAACACUGGAGCUAAUGGUAGCUGAGAACUACAUGUUGGUGUGUCUAAACGGCGCCACCCCUCGUAGCAAGUUACCUUCCUUCACCUGGAUCAAAGAGUGCUAUCAAACCAUUGACAGACGGCUCCGGAAGAACCUGAAGACGUUGAUUAUCGUGCAUCCGACUUGGUAUGUGAGAGCUUUGAUGGCCGUGUUCCGACCUUUCAUCAGUUCCAAGUUCAGCCGGAAACUGCAGUUCGUAGACAGUCUGGAAGAGCUUGCGCAGCGGAUCCCGUUGGAUCAGGUCCACAUCCCUGACUCCGUCCGCCAACUCGAUCAAUCCAGAAUUAGUUCCAGAAGCUAACAAGAAGCAAAGCCGGAUGGAUUUUUUCCUUGGAUUUAUCAGUUUUUUGUAGUUUUAACUGAAU